This is a messenger RNA of Drosophila takahashii, 2755 nucleotides long. It is a transcript of the gene rec, whose product is annotated as recombination-defective. Gene Ontology annotation, molecular function: ATP binding; single-stranded DNA helicase activity; single-stranded DNA binding. The record is from RefSeq and is a predicted model, not a curated record. Gene Ontology annotation, cellular component: MCM complex; nucleus. NCBI's taxonomy places the organism in Eukaryota, Metazoa, Arthropoda, Insecta, Diptera, Drosophilidae.
UUCCGCACUAAAAUGAAUCCACCGCCUUCCCGUGGGCGCGCCCCCUCCCGCUUCGUGCGUGGGCGUGGCCGUGGAGGCGGGGCCUACCGCCCGUACUUCUACUUCCGGCGCAAUGGACGCGUGAUUCCCGCCCGCGGCAAUCGGCCACCAAAUCAGGAGGAAUCUGGAGCCAGAGGAACUGCAGCAGCCGAUCCCCCAGCAAACCGGCAGCCCAGAGGCUGGGGUCGCACCGCCAGCAAGCGGGGAAGAGAUAACCACAUGGACUGCAGCUUCCUGCGGCCCGAGAACUACGCUGCUCCCGAGGAUGGCCUGCAGGUGCAGAGCAUCGCGGUGGACAAUCCGCGCGGGUAUCCCGGCUGGCGGCUGUACUUCCUGCGGGAGAACUACGAGGAGGGCAACGAGCUGGCCUUCAGGAUAAUGGCCGUGCAGGCGCACUAUCAGCGCAAUCCGCAUAAUUACGACUUUCUGAUGAUCCGCGAUCGGGGAUUCUUUGUCCUGACCGCUUUGGCCAUUCUAUCGGAUGCCCAGCUGCUGGAGGUUUGGCCUGGUCUUUUGGAGGACCUAAGGGAGCACCCCCUGCGCACCAUGGCCACCCUUUCGCUGGCCAUGCACACGGUGGUGGUGAAUCACCUGCUGGAUGGCAAUGAUUCCUCGUCGAUUGAAGUAUCUACUCCGGAUAAGUACGUUCCAGCGGCGGGAAGGCUGCGCAAGAUCUACGUGCGACCAGAGGACUUUCUACCUGUUGUUUCUAUAGAUGGGAUAAGUCACUCCCGCGUGGACACGCUGCUGGCCAUCCGAGGAACUGUGAGCAGCGUGGGCGAGCCCAGUUAUAGCCUCACCUGGCAGGCCUUCCGCUGCAGCCGCUGCCACAUGGAGAUGGCCAUGCGCCAGCGCGGAACCUUCCAGCCGCGUCCCUACCAAUGCAAGCGAUCCGAGUGCGUGGCUCGCGAGGAGUUUCUACCUCUCCGGAGCUCUCCAUACACGCGGCUCUCCAUCAGACAGAUCAUCCGCCUGGAGGAGACGAGCCUAACUGCCAUUCACGACUUCGAGAGCAGCCUGCCGGGUGAAAUGGAUGUGGAACUGCGUCAUGAUCUGGUGGAUGCAGUGCGUGUGGGCCAGGAGAUCAUGGUAACUGGAGUGCUGAAGCUGCAGGAACUGGGCGAAGAUGCAGAAGCCUCCAGCUCCAAGCAGAUGCAGGCCUACCUAAAAGCGGUGAGCAUUCGGGAUGCCUCCUCCCUCAAGCGGGAGUUCAGCGAGCGGGACUUAGAAGCCAUUGCGAUGAUCAACGGGGAGCAGAAUAGCUUCAAGCUCCUCGUGCAGUCCAUUGCCCCGGAGGUUUAUGGACAUGAGCUGCCCAAGGCCGCCUGUUUGCUCUCCCUGCUCGGCGGGCCAUCCAUCAAUGUGCUCCUUGUGGGCGAUCCCGGCAUUGGCAAGACCAAGAUCCUGCAGAGCUGCGCUCAGAUCACGGAACGCGGUGCCCAUGUGAGCGGAAAGCGGGGAGCCCAGCAGCUGGGAGUCACCUUCGCUGGGAGAAAUAAGCGUGUGCUGCAAGCAGGCGCCUUGAUGGCCGCCAGUGGAGGCGGCCACUGCACCUUGGACGAUGUGGAUAGGUUGGCCUCCAAGCAGGCGAUACUCCUGCAGUGUCUGCAGUCGGGGGAGGUCAAUGUGCCUCUCCCGGGCGCCUUUGCCUCCUUUCCCGCGAAACCUUCUGUGAUUGCCUGCGCAAAUCCUCAAAGAGGACAAUACGACGAGGGACGCUACCUGCUGCAGAAUAUCAACAUUUCGCCUGCCCUGCUAAGGGAGUUCCACCUGGUCUACGUGCUGUUAGACAAACCAUCCGAGCGCGACAUGUCCCUGACUGCCCAUGUGAGAGCGCUUCAUGCGGGAGCCAAAAAGCGGGCCAAGAUCGCAGCUCGCUAUGCUAUGAAACCCAAGAUGAGCGACUCCAUGUGCGAGGCCACCUUUCGCUUUCCAGAGGCCUCGCGGGAUGAGUCGUUGAAAACGGAGGACGACAACGACAGCGUGAUGCAGCAGGAUUACGAUCUGGACAAGCGGCUGGAGCUGCUGGCCGAGGAGGGCGACCUGGAUCUGCUGCCACCGAUUUUAAUCAAGAAGUUUUUGGCCUACGCGCGGCAGGAAGUGAAUCCUUUGCUCAACGAGGAGGCAGGCAAUGCCAUCCUGCGGUUCUUCCAGGAGCUCCAGGGCAGCAAUGGCCAGGAUGAAGGCGACUCCAGCCAGAUUGGAGCAGGCCAACUCCUUGGGCUGAUUCACCUGUCGCAGGCACGUGCUCGUCUGGAUUUGUCCCACGUGGUCUGCACCCAACACGUGCGCGAUGUGAUCGCCCUGCUCACCGAGAGCAUCACCCAGACCAGCCUCAAGAUGGAUUCCAUUGGAUCCGGAACUCGAGGAGGUGGUGGCGGCGGUGGUGGAAAGACUGCCCAACUGCGCAACUUUGUGCAAUUGGCGCAAAAACGCUCGGCGGCAUUGGGACGUCGCAUCUUCGACCUGGAGGAGCUGAAGGAGAUCGCAACGCGGGCUGGCAUCUUGACCGGCUUUAGCCAGCUGGUGGAAAUGGCCAGCUUGGGCGGCUAUUUGCUCAUGAAGGGCGCAAACAUGUACGAAGUGGUUCCGGACUAGGCAAAUGACAAAUGAACGGGUAAAUAUUUGCCAAGCGUCUGUGGUUUUCUUUCCUGUUAACUAGAAGUUAAGUGGUGACUUAAAAAUGAGCCAAAAAAUAAUUAUAAAUAACUAUUAC